GUGUAUGUGUGUGUGUGUGUGUGUGUGUGUGUGUGUGUGUGUCCACCAUUUUUGCUUCUUAGGGCUGGGAGAGUCUCUUGCUCAUCCUCUCCCACCUGGAUCGAAGGAGAGAGAGAGAGAAAGAGAGAGAGGGAGCUGAGGAGGAGGAGGAGGUGUUUGAGAGGAUGAUGGGAAGAAGAGGGUGGUCAGCUUGUGAACAGGAGGGAGGAGGGAGGGUUUGGUGGGAGGUGAUGAUGAGAUGAAAGGGGCCAGGUGAGGAGGAGACACAACCGACCCCCCCCCCCCCCCCCCCCCCCUCUCUCUCUCUCUCUCUCUCUCUCUCUCUUCCUCCCAUCCUCCUCCUCCUCCUCUUUCUCUGUAACGUGGUGGUGUGUCAGUGUGUGUUUGGCUGUGUGUGUGGGAGAACAGAACAGGUCGGCUCUCUUUCAGCAGACUGUGAACCUGCACAGGAGAAAAGCAGCAGCUCCAUCUCCAGACAGAGAUCUUUCCAACUGGAUGUUAGAAAGAGAAGAGGGAUCCAGCUGCUGCAUCUUCAAAGAGUCCAGUGUAGAUCAUCUGCAGAGCUCCAGGCUAAAGUCUACCGAGGGUCAGCGCCUGUACAGCUCCAGCUCUGCAGCUGCCAUGGCAAACACCACCGUCUGAGCUUUUCUGCGACACCCUACGAAAGGGGAGGAUGGGUGAUGGGCCCGUGAAGUUCAGCGGACUCUCUCCUCUUUAUCCCAUCCUCUCAUGGAGCACCCUGCCACAUCCAGCCCCUCUUGGAACUCCUCUCUCUCCUGGCACCCCUUUUUUCCAGCCUCACUGCAGCCAAAUGCAUCCAACCACACCGAGCCACAGGUCAGAGGUCACAGGGGUGGAGUGGACCUGACACAGUCCGUGGCGCUGUGUGCUAUGAUCGUCAUGGAUGUGUUGGCUGUCGUUGGAAACUUGGCUGUGAUGGUUGUCAUUACCAAAACCCCACAGCUGAGAAAGUUUGCCUUCGUGUUCCACCUGUGUCUGGUGGACCUGCUGGCCGCUGUGGUGCUAAUGCCUCUGGGGAUGCUGUCAGACCGGGUCCUGAUGGAUGAGACUCUGUGUCGGAGCUACCUCUGUCUGAGCGUGUGUCUUGUGAGCGCCACCAUCCUCACCAUUUGUGCCAUCAACGUGGAGCGAUACUUCUACAUCGUCCACCCGAUGCGCUACGAGGUGAAGAUGACCGUGGGGGUGGUGGUUAUGGUGCUGGUGGGAAUCUGGAUUAAAGCGGUCAUCAUGUCACUGCUACCCCUCCUGGGGUGGCUGUUUCAGGGGAAACAGAGUCUGGGGUCCACUUUGGUCACUAUUCCGGGUCAAAGACAGUGUUCCCUCCACUGGACCGGAGGCAGGUUUACACGGCUACUGUUCAUGAUCUUCUUUACGUUCAUCUACUUCCUGUGUCCCAUGCUCAUCAUCCUUGUGGUCUACUGCAAUAUGUUCAAGGUGGCCCGAGUGGCAGCCAUGCAGCAUGGCCCCCUGCCAACAUGGAUGGACACGCCACGGCCACGGUCCGAGUCCAUCAGCAGCCACUCCACAAUGGCCGCCAGCCUUGGUGGGCCUGGCGCUCGAACCACCCCUCAGCGGACCUUCAGUGGGGGGAAGGCUGCGGUGGUCCUGGUGGCAGUGGGAGGCCAGUUUCUUUGCUGCUGGCUGCCGUAUUUCUCCUUCCACCUCUACUCGGCUGUGGUGUCUACCUCUCCGGCCUCGCUGGCCCAGCUGGAGGACGUGGUCACAUGGAUCGGGUAUUUCUGCUUCACUUCAAACCCCUUCUUCUACGGCUGCCUGAACCGGCAGAUUCGAGAGGAGCUGGGCCGUCAGCUGGCUUGUCUCUUCAAGCGGGCCGGGCCCAGUGAAGGAGAGCAGCUGCCCAGUCGAGAAGCCUCUAUUGAGGAGAACUUUUUGCAGUUCCUUCAGGGCACUGGAUGCAAUCUGGAGCCCUGUAACUCUCACAGCAGAGCCAGCCCAGAGGAGCCAGAGACCGAGGGCCAUCAGGAAUCAGCUGUUCAGCAAAAUAUGCCAGCUGACUUCCACAUCCCAGGGCACAUUCUUGAAGAAACCUCGGAGUUCAUACAGCGGCAACAGCUGAACAAUGAGCUGCAUGCAUCAGAAAAAGGCUGCAAAACUGUCCCAGAGCUGUAGCUGCGUCUCCUGUACAUUCUUUUUGCCAUUCAGUGAUCUAACGAUAUAUUUUCUGGUAUUUGCUGAAUUAAUACAACUCUUGUUCAAACUAUGACAGUGCUUUAAAGCUGAAACUCCAGGAAACUGCAAAAACCGGUCUGUUUUUAGAAGAAUUUAACUUAUGUAGCUAAAGAACAUUUUGUUUAUCACCACAUCUAUAUAUUGCCACCUGUUCUGACACUGCAGCAGUCUUAUAUUCUUGUGUUAUGUCAGCAGAUGAACACUGAAGUACAGCUAUAAUAAACACAGUUCAGUUCAGUGCACAUGUUCAGAUAUACUACAUAUUUGCUUAAACAGUUUUCACAGUUUGUACAAAUCUAAAAGAGCGAUUUAAUCAACAUUUUACACUGAAGUCAGAAGGCACUGAGACUAAUUGUCAGAGAGAUUUCAAUUUUAGCUUUGAUGAGUUUUAUUACUUCUUAAAAUAUCAUUUAUUAUAACAUAACCACACAACACUUCCAACUGUAUUUUCCUCCACUGGAUAUUUUUGCUAACACAUGAUGCCAGAAACCCCUUUUCUUUUCUUUUCUUUUCUUUUCUUUUCUUUUCUUUUCUUUUCUAAGACCCAAAGAAGGCCCCUAAUAAUCAGUAGUGCUAACCAAGACAACGGUGCAGCAAAUAUUCUGUUUAUUACUGUUUUUACCAAAAUCUUAGCCAUAAAAAACAUCCAUUCAUGGAACUGAAGUGUUAUUUUGUAGUAUGUUGCAAGAAAACCUUGAGAAGGAUGUGAACGUAAACAUGGUCAGUGACUGUUGUUGUUUCUCUAAAACCACAGUAUUUGUGUAUUAACUCCAAUCACACACACACCUUCAUGUGAGCCAAAAAUCAGUCUAAGAAUAUUGUUUUUCUCAGUAGAAACGGUUGAAUAAGAGCCUUUAAAACACACACACACACACACACACUAUACCUCCAUUUGAAAUAAUAAUUGCGUAGAAUAGGAUCAUUUUACAGCUGGUACUGCUGGUGGCAUUUAUAAUAAACAGGCAGACACACACACCAGUGUAUUUUUACCCAUUUUCCAGGAACAUUAUUAUCAUGUUUAUCUGUUCUUAGUCUUGUGAUUAUCACCUCCUCACCAAAUUCAUCUCACAUUGGUAGACUCGUGAUUUUACCCCCUUCUGCUCAAAGAAAAACAUUGUUGUUUAAUUUCUGUGAUCGUUCUUGGUGUUAAAGAUGAUUUCAUGUAAAUUAAAAAAAAAAACAAAUAAAACAAAUCAGUUCUCCACAGCACAUUAACUGGUGUGCUGAAAUCAGGCUCGAUAUAGAUAAAGAUAAGUUUGGACAAUACAAGCGGUUCCUCGCCACCCUGUGAUGUGAUGUCUGGGCUGUUUACAGGUAAACACUGGCGCAGUACGAGCGCCCUUGUGUUUGUGCUAAAAACAACCAGGCUUGUUGUGGCUACACAGCACACAGGUGUGACAGUGCUUACACAUGGCAAGCUUUGCCUUUGGCCUCAUUUAGCGACGAAUGGAGACACUGGUGAUAACUUUUCUCUGAUCUCAGGUGGAAAACAAGCAGUUUGCACAAGUCACAAAUGCAGUGACAAAUGUUCCAAAGAGAAAAAAAAACAUUCCAAGGCACAAAUCUCUUACUAAACAGCUUUUGUCUUUUUUAUACUUGCUCUUUCUUGCUGCCUUUAUCUAUUUUGGACUCACAACGGACUCUACUGGCAUGAUCACAAGACACUUUCUGCACAAGGCAGACAGGAAGGCUCAUAUUUUGCUGCGAGUCAAAACAAAAAAAAGGUCCCUUUGUCUGAAGAAAACAUAAUGUUCUUAAUUUUUCAUGCAAAAAUGACUUUACUGAUAACAUUUUUAUGUUUUUUUUCCAGACUGGCUUGGCAUUCUGUCUUUUUUUUUUUUUUUUUUUAGCAACAGCAAAAUAAUGUUGAUUUUACAAUGAAAGGUUUCACCCACUUUAAAAAUAAAAUACACCAGUGAGCACAAGACAAAGUCACUGCCAAAUCAUCAAUAGAACAGAAAAAAUCUUUGCAUUUCUAAUUUAUUAUCAUUAUAACUAUCAUGGAAGUUGCAUACUGCAAGACAACAGGGAUUGUUAAUACAUCAAAUAACAUAAACCUGCCAUCUUUAAUUACAUCAGUGCAUAGAAAUAAGGAUUUAAAAACAAAGUAAAUAGAGAUCCUCCAUGUUAAACAUCAUAUUUUUUAUGGCACAGUGUUGUAAUAAAUUCAGCAAAUGAACUAAUCUAAUUAAGCCAAACCCCUUAUGUUGGCCGUACAUCGCCUGGUCAAUCAGAUUAAAGGUUUUAAUCUUGAUUUCUUCUCCCAUCUGUUGAUUAAGAGGAGCUAAUACAAAGAUAUAACCGAACAUUCACUGGCAUUUUUAGCAGCAGGUUUGUUCAUGGUAAAUGGUGACACUACGACGAUACUUCAUUUUCCUUUUCUGUCUUUGUUUUUGUACAUGAACCGAAAAAGACUGUUUCUUUAUGAAGUUUUCUUUUGUCCUUGUUAAGAUUUUCCCCUUGUAUUGGUUUGAAUGAUUAAAGACCAAGCAAGACGAUUAA
Messenger RNA from Sphaeramia orbicularis (orbiculate cardinalfish), 4713 nucleotides. RefSeq names its product G protein-coupled receptor 61 (gene gpr61). The record is from RefSeq and is a predicted model, not a curated record. Gene Ontology annotation, cellular component: plasma membrane; endosome; signaling receptor complex. Gene Ontology annotation, molecular function: G protein-coupled receptor activity. Gene Ontology annotation, biological process: G protein-coupled receptor signaling pathway. The coding region runs from base 730 to 2151 and encodes 473 amino acids. NCBI's taxonomy places the organism in Eukaryota, Metazoa, Chordata, Actinopteri, Kurtiformes, Apogonidae. The transcript is spliced from 2 exons.